Messenger RNA from Symbiodinium pilosum, 2793 nucleotides. The record is from the annotation of a GenBank genome assembly. NCBI's taxonomy places the organism in Eukaryota, Dinophyceae, Suessiales, Symbiodiniaceae.
AUGUGCAAGACUAUUGGGGUGAAGGAUCUGAAUGCCCUCAUGGAGGAGGCGAUCCCUGCUUCCGUGCGCCGCGAGCAGGAGCUGGAUCUCCCGGAUGGCACGCUUGGCGAGUCUGGUGCGCUGGACCUGCUCAAGAAGAUGCUGAGCAAGAACGUGGUGGCUAAGAAUUACAUCGGCAUGGGCUAUCACGGCUCUCACCUGCCAGGGCCAAUCUUGCGAAACCUUUUGGAGAACCCUGGAUGGUAUACGGCUUACACGCCGUACCAGGCUGAAAUCUCGCAAGGGCGACUCGAAUCUUUGGUCAACUUCCAAACGCUAGUCUGCGAGCUCACCGGCAUGGAGGUGGCGAAUGCAUCCCUCCUUGACGAAGGAACUGCAGCAGCGGAAGCCAUGGCCAUGAUUGCCCGGGCCGUGAACUCCAAGUCCAAGAAUCAGUUCUUCAUCAGCGAAGCAGUGCAUCCUCAGACGAUCGACUGUCUGAAAACACGGGCGCACUAUUUUGGUAUGGAGCUGGUGAUCGGCGACCAUUCCAAGACAGACUUCGCCUCCAUGGACAAGCUCUUCGGGGCCUUGGUCCAGUAUCCGGACACCAAGGGCCGUUUCGAUGAUUAUUCCGGCAUUGCCCAGGCCCUUCACAAGAAUGGCGCCUACCUUACCGUCGCUGCCGACCCGCUCUCCCUGGUUGUGGCCAAGCCUCCCAGCGAGUUCGGUGCCGACGUGGUUGUGGGCUCCAUGCAGCGCUUUGGCGUGCCCAUGUGGUUCGGCGGACCCUCCGCUGCAUACCUGGCCACGUCCAAGAAGCAGGUCAGGCGAAUGCCAGGUCGGAUCAUUGGGGAGUCGGUGGACAGACUCGGAAACCCAGCCUACCGACUGACACUGCAGACGCGCGAGCAGCACAUCCGCUUAGAUAAGGCGACGUCAAACGUGUGCACUGCGCAAGUGCUGCUGGCUAACAUCGCCUCAAUGUACUCUGUGUAUCAUCGCAAGGAUGGGCUCCAGCGCAUUGCCAAGAAGGUUCACGGACUGGCGCAGCUGUUUGCCAGUGAGGCAGGCAAAGCUGGCAUGGCAGUUGGCACCGGUGCUUUCUUCGAUACUGUCACAGUCGACACCGGGAAAUCUGCCAAAGCCGUGGUGGAGGCGCUUCAGGCUAAGCAGAUGAACAUGCGGGUUCUCGACGACACGACCGUGUCCGUUGCCUUCGAUGAAACGCACCUGCAGGAGGAUGUCCACGCAUUGAUUGCCGCGCUGAAGGAAGCCGGCGUCGGUGGCUCUAGUCCGACUGCUGCGGCCAGCAUGGCGGUCAACGGUGAGAUCGAUAACAGCUUCGCUCGCAAGGGACCUUUCCUUGAACAGAAGAUUUUCAACUCGAUUUCAUCUGAGACCGAGCUAAUGCGCUACAUGAUGACUCUGCAAAAGAAGGACCUGGCGCUGGACACUUCCAUGAUCUCCUUGGGCUCUUGCACCAUGAAGCUCAACUCCGUGUCCUCCCUGGCCCCCUGCAGCUGGCCUGAGGUGACGAACAUGCACCCCUUUGCGCCUGAGAGCCAGACGGCCGGCUACAGGGAGAUGCUGACGUCCCUGGAGCAGUACCUUAUCAGCUGCACAGGCUUUGAUGCUUGUUCCCUGCAGCCCACCAGCGGUGCCUCCGGCGAGUAUGCUGGCUUGUUAGUGAUCCGCAAGUAUCUGGAGGCCAAGGGCGAAGGCCACCGCGACGUGUGCAUCAUCCCCAGGUCUGCUCAUGGCACGAAUCCAGCAUCCGCGGCCAUGUGCGGCAUGGAGAUCAAGUGGAUCGAGGAUUCCCGCGGCAUGGACGUCUCAGAGUUCAAGGCGCUCUGCGCGGAGUACAAGGACCGGCUUGCCUGCCUCAUGGUCACAUACCCGUCUACGCGCGCCUUCUUUGAGGACAACAUCCAGGAGAUUUGUGCUACUGUCCACGAGAAUGGCGGCCAGGUCUACAUGGAUGGUGCAAAUAUGAAUGCCCAGCUGGGACUUACCUCACCAGGCAUGAUUGGAGCAGAUGUGUGCCACCUGAACCUGCACAAAACCUUCAGCAUUCCUCACGGAGGUGGCGGUCCGGGUCUCGGCCCCAUUUGCGCCAAGAAGCACCUGGCGCCUCACCUGCCUGGCCACUGCGUCGUGAACCCGCCUACAGCGGGCUCUGACCCGGCCGGCGCAGUCUCGGCAGCCCCUUGGGGACAGGCCGGUAUUGCUUGCAUCCCUUGGAUGUUCUGCACCAUGCUGGGCAAGCAGGGUGUUCUAGACAGCGGCCGCUACUCCAUCCUGAACGCAAACUACAUGAAGUCGCGGCUGGAACCUCACUUCGACAUUGCGCCCACUAACAAGAACAACAGAUGUGCGCACGAGUUUAUCAUGGAUUUUUCCGAUAUCCGCAAGAAGUCUGGCAUUGUCGAGGAGGACAUCGCUAAGCGGCUGCAGGACUAUGGCUUCCAUGCGCCAACUAUGUCUUGGCCGGUGCCUCACUCGCUGAUGGUGGAGCCCACAGAGUCCGAGGACAAAGCCGAGCUAGAUCGGUUUUGCGACGCCAUGAUCUCCAUUCGAAAGGAGAUUGCAAAGAUCGAGUCUGGCGAGUGGCCGGCAGAUGACAAUCCCUUGAAGAAUGCGCCCCACACGCAGAAGGAGGUUUGUGCCUCCGAAUGGAAUCAUUGCUACUCGCGAGAGGAGGCUGCGUUCCCCGCACCGUGGCUGCUGCAGCGAGGCAAAUACUGGCCGACUGUGGCUCGCGUCGACAACUCCCUCGGUGACCGAAAGCUCAAGCUGCGUUUGGAGGAAUGA